This is a messenger RNA of Coffea arabica (coffee), 1542 nucleotides long. RefSeq lists its product as uncharacterized. Gene Ontology annotation, biological process: developmental process involved in reproduction. The record is from RefSeq and is a predicted model, not a curated record. NCBI's taxonomy places the organism in Eukaryota, Viridiplantae, Streptophyta, Magnoliopsida, Gentianales, Rubiaceae.
AGGAACUCCCGCCCAAACCCUCAAUACUCUUUCAGUCUCAUUCUCUGUCUCUCUCACACAGACACAGACACACACACACACACACACACAAAACUCACGCUCACGCGCACACACUCACAAACGGAGGCUCAUUUCUGUGUGAUUGAAGGAUUAUUAUUCCAUUUUUACUCUUUUAUUCGGCCCGUACUGGUUGCUAAUUUAGCCGUUUGAGAUGGAGACACUUUACACGAAGUUAUACGACAAGUACAUUAAACUCAAGAAAGAAAAGGAUACGGCGAUGGAGAACCUGAACCGCGAUCAAGAAAAGAAGUUUAUGAAUUAUGUGAUUGCUUCAGACGAAAUGAUAGAGUUCUUAAGAAGUGAAAAUGAAAGACUAGGCAACCAAGUCAGCGAGUUAAGAAGUGAAAUGGCUUUGUUCAGAUCUACCAAAGAUGAAGAAUGUAUUCAAUACAACAAACUGUUGAUGGAAGAAAACCAAAAUAAUAAAAAACUUCAAGAAGAAAUUGAGAGGCUUCGUAACCUUCAACGUGAGGGACGCUGCUGCCAAGCUAGGGAUGACAAAGUUGGUGAUGGAGCUGUUGACAUGCCUAUGAGUUCUCAGGUGGAAUCCUUUUCUUCAGAUGGCACGAGUGUUAGAAAGACAAGGAAACGCAGUAGACAUUCUCUACAUGAUAGAGGAGAUACAAUUACACCAUCUGCCACCAAGGAACAUGAGCAUGAACAGUUGAAUGUAUUACCAAAUAGAUCCUGCAAGGAAACUGAAGCCAGUGAUACUCCUUCAGACCAUUAUGAUGUUUUGCAGCUUGCUAUCUGCAAAAGGAAGAUGAAUAAUCCAGGCAGUGAUGUGGCUGCCAGUUGCAUGUUUCAAGAACUAGUGGAAUGGGUUGUUGGCUUGAAGUUGUCCAUUAUUCCUCAGAGCAGAGACUUCUGCAUUUCGGCUCUGCAUCCAUCAAGUGGUUACUCGUUCACUCUGACAUGGGUAAACAACUCAAAGGGUGAACCGGAGUUGCUCUAUCAUGUUUUAGCACUUGGGACCUUUGAAAGAGUGGCACCAGAGUGGAUGAGAGAUGUCUUGAUGUUCAGCAUGAGUAUGUGCCCUACCUUCUUUCAUAGGGUGUCCCGAGUUAUACAGCUCAAUCACUGACAACUUUUAGCUUCUUUUCUGGUUCUAACUGGAGAAGCGUGGAUGUGAUCAUCCUUCUGUUCUGGAAAGAUUUCUAACAAAUGGGUGAUGCUUUUGUUGAUCGGUUGUUAUUUUGAUCAACUCCCACAAAUGGAUCUAUACCUUUAUAUCUGAUGUGGUGAUGUCUUUGGAUGAAGUCAGAUUGGGCAGGUUCAAACCUGUUCUGGUAAUAUUUACAGUACUUUCUUUUCUGCUGUUGUAAAUUGAGCUAUUUGUAAUUGGUGACUUUAUGUAAAUGACUUCAUCACUUUGGUAAUGGGAGCUGCAGAAGGUGAGUGUUUUCCUUGAGCUUGUAAUAUGAUUGUUAAUAUUGAUGGAUCUUCUGGUUCUAGAGAGGUAUAAACCAACUUGUGUACCUA